This is a messenger RNA of Morchella importuna, 636 nucleotides long. RefSeq lists its product as uncharacterized. The transcript has 3 exons. Gene Ontology annotation, molecular function: protein binding. Lineage: Eukaryota; Fungi; Ascomycota; Pezizomycetes; Pezizales; Morchellaceae. The record is from RefSeq and is a predicted model, not a curated record. Gene Ontology annotation, biological process: post-translational protein targeting to endoplasmic reticulum membrane. Bases 1 to 636 code for a protein of 211 amino acids.
AUGACCGAGCUCAGCUUCACCAAGCAGUUCCUCGCAACCCUCGCGACCCGCAACGUCCACAUCCCAGCCGACUUCUGCGAAGACCCGCGAAAGCUCCCCUCGCGCACUCCCUACACCCUCCCGCCCACCAAGAAGCCCAAAACCAAGCGCACCACGUCCAGCACCACCACCUCAAUCCCCUCUGCAAACAUCAGCAUCAAGUCGCUCCGCGGCGCCCAGAUCAGCCAUGAAAUCCCUAGCACGCCCCUCAGCUCCACGAUCCUAACGCUCAAGCACAACCUCUCGAAAGCGACCGGCCUCCCGAUCGACAAGCUCAAGCUCCUCCUCAAGGGCAAGGUCCUAACGGAUCUCAAGACGCUAGAGGAGCUUGGGAUUGUGGAUGGUGUGGACGUGGGCUUCACGGUCAUGGUCAUGGGCGGGGCUUCGCCGGCGCCGAGUGCACCGCCUGAGGACAAGGGCUUGGUGGAUCCUGGCGAGGAUAAGGGUGCUGUGAAGAAGAGCGCGCUGGGUGAGGAGAAGUUCUGGCAGGAUUUGGGAGCUUUCCUGAAGGAACGUUUAGGGAGUAGCGAAGUGCUGGAGGAACCAGAACAUGUGCUGGAGACUUUUAGAGUCGCGUGGGGAAAACGGACGUUGUAG